GGCAAGCCAGCCAGCCAAGCCAGCGAGCAAGCGGUGGUUCUUUCUCAAGGCAGGACCUCGUCGGAGGAAGCCAGAGAAAGCAGCGCAAGAAUGCCCUAAGGGCAGGGGGCUGGUUGGUGCCGCGCUGCCGUAGUCGGUGAAGCCGAAGCGCCAAGUGCCUCUCUGGAAGCUGCCCAUCGUCCGCCGCCGCGCGUCCCGACCGAGCUUGUCAAUGGAGCUGGAGAAUAUAGUGGCCAACACGGUUUUGCUCAAAGCCAGAGAAGGAGGUGGAGGAAAGCGCAAAGGUAAAAGCAAAAAAUGGAAGGAAAUCCUGAAGUUUCCUCAUAUUAGCCAGUGUGAAGAUCUUCGAAGAACAAUAGAGAGAGAUUAUUACAGUUUAUGUGACAAGCAACCAAUAGGAAGAUUUCUCUUUCGGCAGUUCUGCGAGACUCGCCUGGAGCUGGAAUGCUGUAUUAAGUUUCUUGAUUCGGUGGUAGAAUAUGAAGUACUUCCAGAUGACAAAUUGGGAGAGAAAGGCAAAGAAAUUGUGAUGAAAUAUCUCAUCCCAGGGUCUCCAGUUUAUGUAGCAGAAGCCAGUCAAGAUCUUGUACAGCAGAUAAAGGAAAAACUUGAAAACAGCCCAUGUAAAGAGCUGUUCUCACCCUGUGUAAAGUCGGUUCAUGAGUACCUAAGUGGAGAACCUUUUCAAGAAUACUCAGAAAGCAUGUAUUUUGAUAGAUUUCUCCAAUGGAAAUGGCUAGAAAGACAACCAGUAACAAAAAACACAUUUAGGCAAUACAGGGUAUUAGGAAAAGGUGGCUUUGGAGAGGUAUGCGCCUGCCAAGUACGAGCAACUGGGAAAAUGUAUGCAUGCAAAAGAUUAGAGAAAAAAAGAAUAAAGAAGAGGAAAGGUGAAUCCAUGGCCCUAAAUGAAAAGCAGAUUCUAGAAAAAGUCAAUAGUCAGUUUGUAGUCAAUCUAGCCUAUGCCUAUGAAACAAAGGACGCACUCUGCCUAGUUCUAACCAUCAUGAAUGGGGGAGACUUGAAAUUCCAUAUCUACAAUAUGGGAAACCCGGGCUUUGAAGAAGAAAGAGCUUUGUUUUAUGCUGCAGAGAUUCUUUGUGGCUUAGAAGACCUGCACAGGGAAAACACUGUGUACAGGGAUUUGAAGCCAGAAAAUAUCCUGUUAGAUGAUUAUGGCCACAUCAGAAUAUCUGAUUUGGGACUAGCUGUUAAAAUUCCUGAGGGUGACUCCAUCCGUGGACGAGUAGGAACAGUUGGUUAUAUGGCUCCAGAAGUCUUGAAUAACCAGCGAUAUACCCUUAGCCCUGAUUACUGGGGAUUAGGCUGCUUAAUCUAUGAAAUGAUUGCAGGACAGUCACCCUUUCGAGGAAGGAAAGAGAAGGUGAAGCGGGAAGAAGUAGACAGGAGAGUCUUGGAGAUGGAAGAGGUGUAUUCCCAUAAAUUCUCUGAAGAGGCAAAGUCUAUCUGCAAAAUGCUACUGAACAAAGAUGUGAAACAGAGGCUGGGAUGUCAGGACGGUGCAACUGAAGUAAAGAGCCACCCAUUUUUCAAGAGCAUGGAUUUCAAACGUCUCCAAGCAGGAAUGCUGGAGCCCCCUUUCGUCCCUGAUCCAAGAGCAGUGUACUGCAAAGAUGUGUUGGACAUUGAGCAGUUUUCCACUGUCAAGGGAGUGAACCUGGACCAAACAGAUGAUGAUUUCUAUUCCAAGUUUUCUACAGGCUCUGUAUCUAUCCCAUGGCAAAAUGAGAUGAUGGAAACAGAAUGUUUUAAAGAACUAAACUUAUUUGGACCAAAUGGUACUAUCUCACCAGACCUUAACAAAAACUAUCCUCCAGAACCACCGAAGAAAGGAUUGCUGCAUCGAAUAUUUAAACGUCAGCAUCAGAACAAUUCCAAAAGCGCUCCAAACUCAAAGGCCAAUUUAAAUCAUCACAUAAAUUCCAAUCACGUCAGUUCAAACUCUACUGGGAGCAGUUAGCUUUUUCUGGCUUAUGGAUAUUGCAUCCUUCCACUGAUAGAGUAUCAAGUAUCAAGGAUGAGAAGAGCACCCACCAUCGAGCUAGAAGAUCAACAAUUUCUAACCAUGGAAGGUUUUUUUUCCUCCUGUCUGUUCCUUCUAGGGAAGCUUUCCAUUUUAUGAAGAUAUUUACUCUCAGGUCUGUUUUUGGGGGUGGAACUUGAGGUCUUAUGACUCAACAUUGUACGAUACCACAAUAGAAAUUGGAAGCUGACAACUUGCACGUAUUUAAAAUUGCAUCCUAACUAGAACUGAACUUUGUCCUUAUUAUUUUUAAACAAACAGUUUUGUAAAUUUCUCUAUUGUCUCAGUUUACAUUUUGUACAUUUGUAUUUAAAUGAAAGUCAAACUUGGGGUUGUAUAUUUUCUGAGCAGCAGCUUGUACAGCCAUGUGUUUUAAGACUUUUUAGUGUUUUUUUUUAAAGAAAAAGUGAUCAAUACUUCCAGUCUCAAAAUGAGAGGGAUUGUUUUUUGUUUUGUAAAUAUAGAAAAUUGUAUAUAUGUUCCUUUUUCCUAUUGCUUCAGUUGAUACUUUUUUUAUAACUAACUUCACUUUUUUGUUUUUUUGGUUUUUUUUUGUUUUUUUGGUUAACGGCAACACUGCAGACUAGUGUCUUCCCUCACCUCUGUUUUGUUAAAAGCCUUGUAUCUAAUCAACUUAAACCUACAAAGUUUGCUCUUUCUAGAGAGGCCAAAAGGCUAUGUGUGAAGUUCAGAACAUCAUGGGACCAUUGUUGCUAUUUGCACUUUUUUGUAGCUCUUAUAUUCGCUGAAAAAUCAAAUCCUGUUAAAAAUGUCACAUCGUUUUUUUCUUCCCUGGGCUGAAAUUCUAUAACUAUUGUUAGAAAAAAGCAAAAAGUGAGUACAUGUGAAGUCGACCUUGCCAGCUCCCUUCAAGAAGACAAUAAGAUUGUUCUUCAUUACGUUAUCUCUUGGUUUCAUUUUUAAGUGGGCUUGCACAGUUCAUGGAGAAAUAGCUCUUGAAUGCACACUGGAUUUGCAGAAAUGCCCAUUUGAUUCCUGAGUCAACAUCUGUUUGUUAGUGUAUUCGCUGCAUCCCAGAACAAGAGUGUAAUUGGUGCAAUUGGUGUAGUCUGUAUGCCAGCUGGUGCUUCCCAAUACUCCUGCUCUCAUGGAUGUAGCUUCUUGAGCUCUAGCUUCCAUUUACGAUAUGGCCACAGGAAUAUCAGGAAGCUGAGCUCUUAAUGGGAGCUUCUGUAUGUAAUUUUUUUUUUAUCUGUCCACUUUCCUUUUGCGAUACUAGGAAUGUGAAAAAAGAUGUAAUAGUUAGAGGUUCUUCAAACAUCUUGGCCACUUUCUGGUUCUAAGGUAUGACUAAAUUGCAUGGAUUAUCUUUCCCUGAUUGGGGGAGUCGAACUUUGAACAUUUAUUUAUGAAGAAGGAAGAGACAAUUUCUUGUUUGGACUUAAUUCAUAAAUAAUCUCUUUUUUAAAUAAUAGUUUGCAGUGUAAUAGAAAGAAGUGUCAAUUUUACCUUUAAUCUCAUGAAUUUAAGGAAAAUUUAAGAGCUUUAAACUGCAGAAAUGGAGGUUACAUAAAUGCCAAUAAAAAAGUUCACCAUCUACAUCCAGAAUACUACAACCAGUACCGUGUUUCUCUGAAAAUAAGACCCUGUCUUAUAUUUUUUUGAAUCCUGAAAUAAGUGCUUGGCCUUAUUGCCAUGCGCUCAAAAGCCCAUAUCAGGGAUGUCUUAUUUUAGGGGAAACAGGGUAGUAUCCUACACCAAUUUUAAAAGGUGGAAUUUCAGAUGGUUUAAUGUCUCUUCUUUCUUAGUAAAGGAGGAUAGAAUUUCAAAUGCUCAGUAAUUUUGAAUAUUUCGAAUACUCAAUAAUUUUGAAAGAGAUUUAUCUCAUGCGAUAUUUGAAUCCAUUUGAAAUGUCUACAUCUCUUUUUAAAUCAGGGAGACAUGAUCCUUCCCCAGUAAAUAGGCUAUGUUUAAAUAAAUAUUUAUGAAAUGUAAUUGUGGAUUGUAAUAUGCUUCCUUUCUGCAGAUGAUAGUAUUUCAAAGAUGGGAGCCUGUUUCCAAGGUUUUGGUCUCUUAACAUAUUUUUACAGGAUAAACUUAGACUUUUCAAAAAAAUGUGUGUUUGAUAUGAAACAUGUUGGGUUCUUCCUCUGAGGUAUUUCAACAUGUAGCACACCCUUCUAUAUCUAUAUAAAAUAUUUCCUAUCAAUGACAACCAAGAUAAUGUCAAUAAAAAGAAAGGCUUGAGCUUUAGACUAAAAAGCCACUUGCAUUUGUAUCCUGAUUAAAAACAUUUGAUUUUUCUGCCAUAAUCAUUCUUGUGCUCAACCGUAAUCAAUAAUCUAAACCAGGGGACCCCAACCCAUGGGCCGUGGACCGCCACUGGUCCACGGAUCACCAGGAACCACACCAUGCAAGCAAGUGAAGCUCCAUCCGCUCGUGUGAGAUCCAGGCAGCACGAAAAACCACACACACCCAGUCGAUGGAAAAAAUGCCCCCCCCACCAAACCAGCUCUGAGGGCCUCUAAACUAUAAACUUCAUUUAAAUCAGAUGAAAAGAGAGAAAGAUCAGGUAUCUAUUGGGACCCAAAUCUAGGGCAUAAAUGUUUCAUUUUCACGCCACCAGUUCAUAGAAAUCCAGCUAUUCUGUAACUCUGGAUUUCCAGCUUUUGAAAGUGUACAUAAAUGUGUGCUUCUCUUUGUAUUUACACAUGCAUGCAUGAAUUUUCUGGCAUAUCAUGCAUUCGGAAUAAAAAAAAUAAUGGCUUAGUACAAUGCCAUACUUACCUUUUGCAUGUGUAACGUUCUGAGUAAUUCUUAGUGGAAUAGCAGCCCCAGAUUUCUCUGUUAGGCUGAUACACAAAUAUUAUUAACGGAUGCAAGGGAUGGAUGUCAGUUAAAAAUAUGGUCUGCAUUAGUCUGAAAUGAAGAUCUAGGCAAUCUACCUACAAAAGAAAACACUUGUUUUAGAAUUGUGGGUUCUAUACAGUAAGAGAUAAAACUUUUCUCCCUACGUUCUUGAGAGCAGCUCAUCUUCCUUCUAUACAAAUGGAAGCAAUUUUAAUUUUGGGUGAUCCAUGAAAAAGAAACACAGUGAGUCCUCUCAGUAAGGAAUAUUUACGGUGUCAUCCACUGAAGGCAGGUAUUUCAUCCAUUGACGCUGGUAUUUCUGCCCUUUCACCUGCUUCUGUCAAAAUGCAUAUCACAUCAUAGCCUUUUUCCUCCUACAGCUUCACUUUCCUUCUGCGUUUCCUUUUCAUUAUGAUAAUGGUCUCCUCCUUCCCUAGGCCAAUUUAAUUGGAAUGGAGUUCCAGAUAGUAAUAGGCAAAAGCUCAACACAAUUCUGUCAGUCUCAGCAAAGAAGAGCAAAAUUAAAUUAAGUGAUGGAAAGAAGAUUGAACUUGAGGUAGGGGGGGCUUUUUUAAAAAGACAUCCAGAAACUGUGAAUUUUCUUUCAGUGUUUUUCUUCAUUAUUGCAACUUAACAAUAAUAACAGUUACAUUACAGCAAUAAAGCACAACUUAGCUUGUAUAGGGGAGAUACACACACACACAUAUAUAUACACAUACACAUAUACAUAUAUUCAAAAUAGCUUGUGGGGUGCUAUAAGACCCUCAAACUGGAACUCGUAAACAUUUUUUUCUCAUUACAAAUGUUCAUGCAUCUAUAUGGAAUUCUCACCUAAUUUAUAAAAAUCAUGGAACAUAAGCUACUUUUUGAGUUACUUAUUUGUCUAUGAAUGAAGUAAAUUAUUCUGCAAUUAUUUAUUUUAUACCCCCUUGGUAGUCAAGAUAUAGAGAGUAACGAAAAUAUGAAAUUCUGUGAGGCCAAGCUGUCAUUUGGGCAAUGGCUAUUUUAGGCAGUGUUUCUUUUUAUUAUCUGACUGGGGAAACCUCAAUAAUUUUUCUUUAAUAUUAUCUAACAAUCUAGAUUUUCAUUUCACAACUCUUGUAAGGGUGCAAUAGUACCCUUUCUAUUGUAACCAAGAGUAUAAGCAAUAGGAAGUCAAACAUCAUUAAUAGUAAGAUCAAUAAGUACACAAAGAAAGGAAUAGAAAAUUUAUCCUUGUCUUUAUUUAUUCUGAUUCUAUAAGCCCUCAUCCAGAAAUACUGAUAGGUGCACCAUUCUGAAUUAUUUAUCCUAGCCCUUUCUAUGUACAAUUGAUGCUUGGAUUGGUCACUGUGUAGGAAAAUUAAUCUAUUUGAAGGGAAUGAAUUCUACUUUUUUUAAAACCAGAAAAUGUGUUUGAUAGUUGAGCUCCAUCUACCUAUUUACUACUAGCUGCUACUUGGCUUUUUUAAACUAGAUAUGCUGGGGGUGAACUUGAGAUCUUCUUAAUGCAGCCCAUUUGCUCUUCUUCCCAAUUCAACAGGAUUAUGAGUAGUUCUCCCUCCUCAUUGGGACAUUGAUGAAGCACAAUAUAUUCAAAGAAUGUCAUACAUUCUACAAUCAAAAAAAGUCCCAGAUUCUUUAUUUUUUACCAAAUAGGGGUAUGUUGGAAGAGCAAUAUUUUUACAUUCUUGGGUGCUUGGUAUGGAGUUCUCCUCCUCCUCUUCUUCCUCUUUUGCACAUACAAACCAGACUCGGCUUACAACCUGAUUUCACAUGCAGCUUGACUUUGUCAGACUGGAACACCUUAUAAAAAUGUCAAAACUACAUCAUUCAGAUGUAUCUAAAACAGGGUGAUGCUCCAUGUCUGAACAUUGCAACAAUUAUUCUUCAUGUUUGUGACACAGGUGCCAUAUGCUGAGGACCAAAACAAAGCUUAUUUAUUAGAGAUUUUUAUUUCUGUUUGUGCCAUAACUUGCAAUGCUAAGGGGAUUAGUUAUUGAUUAUUAUUUUUUUAACUCUAAACAAAAAGAGGCAGUGGAUAUUAGUUGAGAGUUGCAUUUCUGAACAUGUUCACAAAUUCAGUUAUAGACUACCAUAGCAGACUCUUGAUUAAAAUAGUGAGAUAUGUAUUAAUAAUAUACUUAACACUAAACUUUUUAAAAAAUUACAUUUGCACACUACUUCAUGGGUUAUAUUAAAAAAGAUUCAGAAGUAAAUAUUUUAAAGCACUUGUCAUAUUGUAGUCUGCUAAAUAAAUAAAAUAAACUGCUUCUCAUUAACAUUUUUUCAUAACUUAACAAAUUAUACAUUUAUAAUAAGUGGAAACAAAUGUUCUCAAAUAGAAAAAAUAGUGGCUGUUGAUAUUGUAAAAUAAUCAUGAUAAUAAUUCUAGAAUCCAAAGGGUUUUGUUUAUUUGGUUUUAAUAUUCAGGGAGGUGUUUUGGUUUUUUUAUUGUUGAAUGAAAACCAUUUUUAUUUUGAGGUUGUUACCGACAUCUACGGCUUCUGUGUUUUCUGACUGCUUGAAUUCUUGUACAUGUCUGAUAAUAUUGCAGUGCUGCUGUAUCUAGAUCAAACCACUGUUUUGUUUUGGGAUUUUUUUAGGAAAAAGAAAUAAAUUCCUUUAUUUAA
Pantherophis guttatus is the source of this 7467-nucleotide messenger RNA. RefSeq names its product G protein-coupled receptor kinase 5 (gene GRK5). Lineage: Eukaryota; Metazoa; Chordata; Lepidosauria; Squamata; Colubridae. The record is from RefSeq and is a predicted model, not a curated record. Gene Ontology annotation, molecular function: ATP binding; G protein-coupled receptor kinase activity. Gene Ontology annotation, cellular component: cytoplasm. Gene Ontology annotation, biological process: signal transduction; regulation of signal transduction; protein phosphorylation.